AUGGAUAAUACAAUACCAACAAAAUUGAUUCUUUUCAAGAAUGAUGAAAAUACCUUUAAAGAAUUAAUUAAGGACUUUUAUGAGAAAAUCAUCAAUACGGUUUCUUUUGAUAAUUUUGAGAAUUCAUCAAUCGAAUGGAUAAAGAUCACACUUGUACAAAACGAUUUAAAUGUUGAAACAUUCCUUGAAUUCAUGCAGAAUCAUGAAGAGAGUGAAACAUGGUUUUCUAGUUUAAUUGGGUUUUUUUAUCAACAUGGGAUAGGGUGUAACGUUAAUGAAGAUGUCGCAUUGAAAAUGUAUUCGUUGGCAAUUAAACAAGUUGAAAUUGUUAAUAACACAAUAGCAAAAUAUUUAUUAUCGUUGUUUUAUUAUAAGGAUAUCAUUUUAUCUAAAGGUAAUUCGGGGAAUUCGAUUGGUUUGACCAUGAUUAAACCCAAAGUUAUAAUUUCGCAAUUUAAAAAUUUUAAAGAUAUUCAUAAAUUAAAUGCGAAUGUAAUUGAACAUGAUGAUGAAAGGAAAAGUUAUUCGAAAUUAGAAGAAAAUUUAAAUUUUGAUAAUAAUAAUCCUGAAACUUGUAAUAAUGAAGAAGAAGAAGAAAAUCUUGAUUUCGGAACUACUUAUUCGGGAUUUUCUUAUUGUCAUGUAGCAUCUGAUAACAAAGAAAUUGUUACAAACGAUCAAUGGCCUGAUAACGCUGGUCAAUUUAAAACAAACACUGUUCUUCAAUAUGAUAAAUACUUCGAUAAAGUGGAAAAAUGGGGAAAGCCUGCUUUAUCUAAACGAAGUCGAAGGGGUGAACAUAAAUCAGAGACUAGACCCGUGGAAUUAUUUAAAUUACAUUUGGGAAAUUUAGAUGAAAAAUUAAGACCUAAACUUCCUAUUAAAUAUAAAAAAGCUAUUACUGACUACCUUGAAGAAAUUGGAAAGUUAAUUAGAAAUACACUUAAAAUCCAUUGGGAUGACGUAGAUUUAUUUAAGAAUGUCCUUUUGGUACUCAGUGUUCCCGCAGAAUAUUCAGAAAAAGAAAAGGCGAUAUUGAGAAAAUGUGCAUACAAUGCCAAAUUAAUUGACGACAAAAAUACACAAUUUUUACAAUUUACUACUGAACCCGAAGCUGCUGCAGUCUAUUGUAUGGAAAGUUGUUUAAGAGAAUACGAUACGACUGGUAUAGGAACAACUUUCAUGAUUGUUGACUGUGGAGGAGGGACAGUGGAUUUAACAACUCGAAAACUUGUAGGUGAAAAAAAAGUUGGUGAAGUUACUGAAAGAGCAGGGGAUUAUUGUGGAAGCACAUUUAUCGACCAAGAAUUUCUCAAGUUUUUGGGAAAUCUUUUAGGAGACUCUGCAAUCAACCAGUUAAAAGGAAAUAAUUAUAAACAGUUGCAAUAUAUGGUACAAAAAUUUUGUCGGCAUGCCAAACUUCCUUUCACAGGUGAAGAUAAAAAUUUUCAUUAUGAAUUAGAUAUUUUGGAUACAGCACGUGAAUUGCAACAAUAUGUUACUGGUAGCUUUAAAAAUUCAAUGGAUAAAAAUGAAUGGAUUAUUGAUAUUAAUUAUGAUGAUAUUAAAUCAAUGUUUGAUCCGAUUGUUGAUAGAAUCAUUAAUUUAAUAACGGUACAACUUCAAAAUUGUCGUAGUGAAUGUUCAACGAUGUUUUUAGUUGGUGGGUUUAGUCAAUCAGCAUAUUUACAAAGUUGCAUUAAACUAAAAUUCAAAGAUAGGGUGAAGACGAUUUCAGUUCCUACUCAUCCCAUUGCUGCCAUAGUUCGUGGCGCUACAUUAUACGGUUUAGGAUUUUAUGACAAGAUCAAUAAUUUAGAAAAUGGGGAUAAUGUAAGAUGUAUUUUAACCACUCGUGUAUUAAAAUUCACUUAUGGAAUUGAAAUUUAUGAAAAUUGGAAGUCAACUGAUCCAAAAGAACGAAAGAAUUUUAGAGGCGAUAUUUUGAAAUUUCAUCGUAUUGCUAAGCGAGGAGAAGAAAUUGAAAUUGACAAAGAGAUCAUUGUAAGAAAUUUUUGUCGCAUUGAUCUUUUGCAAAAAAUUGUGGUAUUCUCUAUAUAUUACACACGAGAAUAUGAUGCCGAAUAUUGUGAUGAACCUGGGAUGGAAUUAUUAGGAAAGCUCAAGAUAAAUUUUCCGAAUAGUGAGUUUAAUAGAAAUGUUAGCUUUGGUUUAUCUUUUGGCAGCAUGGAAAUUACUGCCACCGCAAAAAAUGAAAAAAAUGGUCAAAACUAUCUUGCUACUUUUGAAAUAGAAAAAGAGAAUGAUUGA
Funneliformis mosseae is the source of this 2271-nucleotide messenger RNA. The record is from the annotation of a GenBank genome assembly. NCBI's taxonomy places the organism in Eukaryota, Fungi, Glomeromycota, Glomeromycetes, Glomerales, Glomeraceae.